UCGCGCGAUCCAUCAAUGGGAUACGCAUGAUUGUCACUGCAAGUGCUUUCUAUCAGGAUGUCAUUUUAAAUGAAUGCUACAAAUGAAACACAACCGUUAUCCUGUCGCGAUCGCUAUGAGCUCAACCAGACCGGUUUGGAGCCCUUAUCGAUUGACGAACGACUUCCACAGCAUAUAUUUCUGCAGACCUACAUGCCUGGCACUAUCACGGUGGUCAAAAUAGUCAUGAUCACUUGGCUGACUAUAGGACUAUUCGGUAACACUCUAUCUUUCGCUAUCUGGGUAACAAAGCACCAGCGUCGAAAGAGUACAUCGGCCAUUUAUCUGUCUGCUCUCGCACUUGCUGACCUGAUUCUCAUUCUAACGCUUGUCAACUAUCACGUGGAGCGCUACUGGGGCUUACCGGGUGUGACCUCUGUCAAUGGGUUGUGUCAAAUUUAUCAGUGUCUCACGCUGUUUGCACAGUACUACUCCACAACCCUUGUGUUUGGUUUCACUCUGGAACGUUAUUUGGCCGUGUGCUACCCAUUUCGCCGCCAUAAACUAUGUUCACCACAGAGGGCAGUUUUGGCCAUCGUUAUACUUCUACUCAUCUGUGCCGUCCCGAUGCUGUUUCAAACAGUUCUCUGGACUUACGAGAAUGGAGUUUGUAAAAUGAGAAUGGAAUGGCUGCGUGAUCCGCGCAUACAAUGGAUUCUGACAGAUCAAGAAAUCAUCUUUUCUCUGAUCGUCCCCUUGGCUGCAUUAGUGUUCAAUAUUCUUGUGCUCCGUGAAAUGCGGCGUUUAAUCCGAAACCGAGCUGCACCUAAAACGCAACUGCCAGUCCGGAGGCAAACGAGAAAACAGUCAAAAUUAUUUCUGAAACUGAGAAAAGCAAGCACUCUAAGUAGUAAUUCAGUUUGUGCAAGUGAAUCGCCUGAAGACAAGGCACAACAAGAAUCCUCCGCCUUCAUUGCCACUACCAUCAUGUUGGUCAUUUUAUCAUUCUAUCUAAUUGCUUGUGCAGUCCCACCUGGCGUGGUUUACCUUGCCCAGUUCACCUGGGCUCAACCUGAUGAUUGCAUGAACGAUGAGAGCAUUAGGACUGAUCCCGAGUGGAAUAGGUUUUUUGGAAACCUCAUGUCCAAAGAAUAUAUUGAUUUGUUCUGCGCUUCUCACUAUGCACUCAAUGUUGUGAUCUACCUGCUCACCUCCAAAGGUUUUCGUGAACACGCUAUCUGGAUUCUCACAUGUCAAGUGGAUAAGUUGAAAUCUUUAUUCCGACCAGUGGUGGACAACUGGGACUUUCCUCGUCGCACAGGGCCGCGACUAAUGUCUGCAAACUUUCGCCUGUCGGAAAACGAAGAAAACCACACGCUUGUGACCGAUUCCGAUAAAUGUUUUCACCAUCAACAAAACGGCAAUGGAUGA
Messenger RNA from Opisthorchis viverrini, 1410 nucleotides. RefSeq lists its product as hypothetical. The record is from RefSeq and is a predicted model, not a curated record. Gene Ontology annotation, cellular component: plasma membrane. Gene Ontology annotation, molecular function: G protein-coupled receptor activity. Bases 70 to 1410 code for a protein of 446 amino acids. Gene Ontology annotation, biological process: G protein-coupled receptor signaling pathway. The transcript is spliced from 2 exons. NCBI's taxonomy places the organism in Eukaryota, Metazoa, Platyhelminthes, Trematoda, Opisthorchiida, Opisthorchiidae.